UCCUCCUCCUGGCAGCAUGGCCCAGGGUCUGCGGUUCUCCCCGUGGCACAACGUCCUGUGACAGCCCCGUGCCUCAGCCAGCACCGGGCUCGGUGUCUCCCGACAGCAGAGGGUGCCCCGGGCCUGGGAAUCCUGCGAGAGCCAGCUCUGGGGUGGAGGCAUCGCUCGGGAUGCUCAGCUCCCUGCAGAAAUUUAGUGUUGGUAUAAAGGCUGCUGGAGGACAGACACAGCCCCUCUAGCACACCGUGGCAGAAGAACUGGGACACGGACAGGAGCGGUUUGGGGCUCCUACAGCUCCCUGCUGCUCCUGCGCUGACGGGGCUGUGAGUGCAGGCAGGGGGCUCCUGCUCCAUCGGCCCACUGAUGCUGCCCCACUGGCUGUGAGGGGGGCUCAGGAGCGGAUAGCAGGCAGGAUACGGCCCAUGAGACUUUUGUGCAGCUCCGCUUACGGGAUAUUUCAUCCUUACAAGCUAUUACUGAGUGACCCUGAACCCACGGUGUUCUGCUGAGCCUGGCACAGCGAUGCUGCUUAAUUGGAGCUUUUAAUGUGCUGCGGAGCUGGCGCGUGAAAGGUUCCCUGCGAGGAGCCGCCAGCGCCGGAGGACGUUUAGGACCCAGGGGAAGCAGCGCAGAGCGUGGCUGGAAGGAGCUCCUGCCUCCCGGCCAGGACUUCUCAGGUGUCCUGGCACGGCGGAGCUGUGCGAGGCGAGCUGGGCCCUCCUGGCAGCUCCCCGUCCCCAUGCCCACCCCGUGAGCCCCCCACGCACCCAUGCGCUCGCCCAGGGCCCGCUCGGCACCAUGAACGACCAGUACCACCGAGCAGCCCGGGACGGCUACCUGGACCUGCUGAAGGAAGCCACCAAGAAGGACCUCAACUCGCCAGACGAGGAUGGCAUGACCCCGACCCUCUGGGCUGCCUACCACGGCAACCUCGAUGCCCUGCGCCUCAUCGUCAGCAGAGGGGGGGAUCCAGACAAAUGUGACAUCUGGGGGAACACCCCCCUUCACCUGGCAGCAGCCAACGGCCACCUGAACUGCCUUUCCUUCCUCAUCUCUUUUGGGGCCAACAUCUGGUGCCUGGACAAUGACUACCACACCCCGCUGGACAUGGCAGCCAUGAAGGGGCACAUGGAGUGCGUGCGCUACCUGGACUCUAUCGCUGCCAAGCAGAGCAGCCUCAACCCCAAGCUGGUGAGCAAGCUGAAGGACAAGGCCUUCCGUGACGCCGAGCGGAGGAUCAAGGACUGCGUGAAGCUGCAGAAGAAACACCACGAGAGGAUGGAGAAACGGUACAGAAAGGAGAUGUCGGAUAAUUCAGACACCAUGAGCUUCUCCAGCUACUCGAGUAGCACCUUAAGCAAGAAGUUCCAACACAUGUCUAUGGUGACGUCCCUGCCAUACUCACAAGCCACCAUCCACGGCACAGCCAAGGGAAAGACGAAAAUACAGAAGAAGUUAGAGAAGAAGAAGCAGGUGGAUGGGACAUUCAAGAUCUAUGAGGAUGGGAGGAAAAGCGUGCGCUCUCUGUCCGGCCUGCAGCUGGGGAACGACGUGAUGUUUGUGAAGCAGGGCACAUACGCCAGCCCCAAGGAGUGGACCCGCCGUAAUAUCAGAGACAUGUUCCUCACGGAUGAAGACACCGUCUCCCGUGCCAUAAGUGACCCGGGUUUGCACAUGGACUCGGCCCACUCAGAAGUCAGCACCGACUCUGGCCACGACUCCUUGUUCAACCGUCCCGGGCUGGGCACCAUGGUGUUCAGGCGCAACUACGUCAGCAGUGGGCUCUUUGGGAUCGGCCGGGAGGAUGCCGGCAUGCCGGGCGAAGGCGACACGGAUGGGCUAGGUGUCAAACUGCGGAGCCGCCUGCAGCGCUCGCCAAGUCUCAACGAUAGCAUUGGCAGUGCCAACAGCCUGCAGGAGAGGAACGCAGAGGACCUACCCUGGGACGAGGUGGAGCUGGGAUUAGAUGAUGAUGACGAACCCGACACCAGCCCCUUGGAGACUUUUCUGGCUUCCCUGCACAUGUUUGAGUUCAUCUCCAUCUUGAAGAAGGAAAAGAUCGACUUGGAGGCCCUCAUGCUGUGCUCAGACAAUGACCUGAAGAGCAUCAAUAUCCCACUGGGCCCCAGGAAAAAGAUAGUUGAUGCCAUCCAGAGGAGACGGCAGACUCUGGAGAGGCCAGAUGUCAUUGUAGACACUGAACUGUAAGUAGCAGAUGGGACCAUUGAGUGAUUAAACCUUUCAGCGGGUAGAGAUUUGGAAUCACGUAAGGUCUUGUUUUCAACCCACUUGGAAAAGUAGGAGCCCAGGUAAUCUCAGUGCUUCUGUGGGUGGGCAAAUUCCUGCUUGUGUGGAAACGAUGAGAGUUCGGAGAGGUGGCAAUAGUGUUCGUUACUCAACAGCCCUCGUGUGGCUUGGCAGGACGUGAAGUCCUUGUUUGGUUUCAUAACCUACAUGAAUGCAGACUGCUCUGUGGUCUGAUUCUUCUGAGUCCCUGUAGCUGGGAUUUUCAACCACACUCAUGCUUGCCUUGACUCUUCACCUUCUGAAGGCAUGAAGAAAUCAGCCCUGGUUGCCCAGUGGGAGCCGGCUGAGGGCAGUGCCCAGUGGCAUUCACAAUCCUUCCCCAGGUGCUUCAGAUCUUACUCAAGACUUUGAAACUACAUUAUCUGGGUUGGAGUUGUUGCUCUUUUACGGUGUUCCCAGGGUUUGGUUGGCUUGGUUUGAGGACCACGGGCCUGCCGUUGAGGUGAAUGGAAGGCAUAAGUGGGGUCUCCCUGCUGUCACGUCCGCUGAGACCUCAAACCACUGUGUCGUUUGGGCUUCCCAGCCUUCAAAUACCUGUGUGUUUCUUGCUGGUUCUGCUGCCUUCCAGCACAGCUCAAUCUUGGAUCCCCAGGGUACUGACAGCCUUUUCUCUUUCCUUUUGCAGAUAGCAACAGCAGCAUUUUAUUACUUUUUUUUUUUUUUAAAAAAAAGCAAACAAACAAACAAACAAAAAACCAGUUCUAAGUUGCCAGAAAACACAAGCCAGAGACUCUCUUCCUGGGGCAGCUGAAAGCCACAUCCAUCCCCAUCCAUCCCUCCUGCUCCCUCGUUCUGCUCCCUGCCUGCGGGAUGCUCUGGGGCAGUUUGUGGCGCGGAGGACGGCUGCUGAGAUGGGACCGGGCAGCUUCCACCUGCUGACCUGAAGGGACGGUGGUCACCAGCUCCCUGCAGGAACAAGCGUGCCGCAUGUGGCUGGAGCACUGCACGGCCAUGGGCCGAGAGACCACGCGAAGCCAUGGACUGAAGGAGCCGUGCGACGGUACUUCCAAGGGGACCCAAAAUAAAUAAUUACACAUGUUC
Molecule: messenger RNA, 3348 nt
Organism: Oxyura jamaicensis (ruddy duck)
Lineage: Eukaryota; Metazoa; Chordata; Aves; Anseriformes; Anatidae
Gene: USH1G
Product: USH1 protein network component sans
Exons: 2
Coding region: 799-2208 (469 amino acids)
Biological process (GO): sensory perception of sound; sensory perception of light stimulus; equilibrioception
Molecular function (GO): protein binding
Source: RefSeq, a predicted model, not a curated record